This is a messenger RNA of Mytilinidion resinicola, 1785 nucleotides long. RefSeq names its product kinase-like protein. The record is from RefSeq and is a predicted model, not a curated record. Bases 230 to 1492 code for a protein of 420 amino acids. The transcript has a single exon. Lineage: Eukaryota; Fungi; Ascomycota; Dothideomycetes; Mytilinidiales; Mytilinidiaceae. Gene Ontology annotation, molecular function: ATP binding; protein serine/threonine kinase activity. Gene Ontology annotation, biological process: protein autophosphorylation; peptidyl-serine phosphorylation; autophagosome organization. Gene Ontology annotation, cellular component: autophagosome; cytoplasm.
CCCAGAGGUGCUUCGAAAGGAUCAUGCAGUGGUGGCGGUGACGCCAGUAGUUGAUACUCCAGAGCUCCCACCUUUACCAUCGUCUCACCAACCUCAAACGCUGGAAGUCGGCACUUUGAACAACCUGAAAACUAGCUUAGCUAUCUCAGACCGCGCCCUGCCACCGUCUGAGAAACCUCGCGAUCGAGUGAUGGAUCGACUGACUAACAGAUUAUCGUCGUUCUUCGCCAUGCCGCGUGGCUCUGACAAGGGCUUCUCAGACGCGGAAAUCCAAGAAAUAUCCGGCUUGCUGAGCGACAUAGAGUGCAGUUGGAGUCAGGUUCCGCGAACGUACAUAAUUCUCCGUACCAUUGGCCACCUUCAGGUCAUAGAAGAGCUUCUUGCCGUCGACUUUAGCGACCACUGGUUCCCCGUCACUGUACGAAACCUUCCACCGACUCGAUCUCUAACCCCAUCUAUCCGAUCAGCCAUUGUUGAUAACCAAAAACUGAUUCUUACGAAAUCAAUCGACUUGGAAAAAGGAGAGAACGGACGACACCGCCACUUUGAGCACGGUGACGUUCUCCCUUUCCAAGAUGGCGAUAUUCUCGGUACCGGAACUUAUGGUCGCGUCGACAAAGUCCUGAGUCUGAUAAGCUACAAGAAAUACGCCAGAAAGAGCAUUUACCGCGCAGGCCAGUCCGCGGCCUCAAUCCGCCAAUUCGCAAACGAAGUCCAAAUCCUCAAAUCCAUGAAACACCCCCAUGUCGUCGAGCUGAUGGGAAGCUACACCGACCCCGUCUUCUUUGCCAUCAUCAUGUCCCCUGUUGCUGACAUGGAUUUCUCAAAAUAUCUCGAGAUGUGCCAGCAAAGCAGCCACCAUACCUUGCGAACCUACUUUGGUUGUCUCGCAACCGCGUUACAGUAUCUGCAUCGUAAUAACAUCCGCCACAAGGAUAUCAAACCCCAGAAUAUCUUGAUUCAUGGGAGUGACAUCCUGUUCACGGACUUCGGCCUCUCGAGAGAUACGACGGGCGCUGAUAGCGCGAGCUCGGGGUUCACGGGGUAUACGCCUCGCUACUGCGCGCCAGAGGUUACGGAGUACGACUCUCGCAGCUACCCGUCUGACAUCUGGUCGCUUGGGUGCGUCUUUUUGGAGAUGUUGGCAGUCCUCAAGGGGCAGCGACUGCAAUGGAUGAAGGACUUUUACGCAGCGCGUGGAACCGGGCAACCUUUCGUGCGUACGAAUACCGAGGCGACUGUGCAGCUGCUCGCGGCGCUCGAGGAGAUGGAACAGUGGUCAGAUAAUUCGGCGAUCCAGUGGGUCGAGGACAUGACGCAGAGGAGCCCGCAGAGGAGACCGACCGCUGCAGCGCUGGUGAAGGCAAUCAUGGGAUCGGAUCGGCAGCGGAUAAUGAGUCCGUGGUGUGGGCUGUGUUGCACGCACGAGGAGGAGCCAGCGAGGGGGGUGGAUGAUUUAAGUGAUGAGUUUUUUGAGCGGACGGUGCGUUAAGGAGUUAGGGGUCUGCGGAGGCGAUUACGAAUGGUCGAAUAGGUAAUGUUUUUUGACGUCUUGAUACCCCUAAUUUCAGUCGUGCACAAUACCAUGUACUGUACAAUCAAACACAAUUCAUAUUCCUUUUAAGCUCGUGAGGUGUUUUUGAAGCAGUUGUGCUGAUGAGAGAGCUAUGGCCACGGGUAAGAUAGACGAAAGUACGAAUUGGGGGCGGUUCAGUGCUAUCCGAGGUCACCUGUUCGUAUAAAGAUAGUCGCGUAUCGUAGCACACAGAGGCCACUCUCUUCUAA